Hirsutella rhossiliensis is the source of this 1056-nucleotide messenger RNA. Its product is annotated as aldo/keto reductase family domain-containing protein. Gene Ontology annotation, cellular component: cytosol. The record is from RefSeq and is a predicted model, not a curated record. Gene Ontology annotation, molecular function: oxidoreductase activity. The coding region runs from base 1 to 1056 and encodes 351 amino acids. The transcript is spliced from 2 exons. NCBI's taxonomy places the organism in Eukaryota, Fungi, Ascomycota, Sordariomycetes, Hypocreales, Ophiocordycipitaceae.
AUGCCUCUCAUCGCCCAGUCUCCCACCAGCCGCAUCAUCUUGGGUCUCAUGACCUUUGGGCCCAAGGCGGAGAGCGGCGCCCGCAUCACGGACAUCGACACCUUCAACAGGGCCCUCGACGUCUUCCAGGCGAGGGGAUACAACGAGGUCGACACGGCGCGCGUCUACGUGGCCGGCGAGCAAGAGGCCUUUACCCGGCAGGCCAGAUGGAAGGAGAGAGGGCUUACGCUGGCGACCAAAGUGCGGUACCCGGCGAACCCGGGCGACAACACGGCAGACAAGGUAGUCGAGUCGGUCGAGACGAGCCUGAAGGAGCUGGGCGCCGACUGUGUGGAUCUCCUGUAUCUGCAUCGGCCGGACCGGGCCACGCCGUUCCACGAGACGCUCGAGGCCUUGGACAAGCUGCACAAGGCGGGCAAGUUUGUGCGCCUCGGGCUCAGCAACUUUGCGGCGUUUGAGGUUGCCGAGGUGGUCAUGACGUGCAAGAACAAGGGCUGGGUGCGGCCAACCGUCUACCAAGGCAUGUACAACGUCAUCACGCGCAACAUGGAGCCCGAGCUGGUCGUGGCCUGUCGGCGGUAUGGGCUGGACAUUGUCGUCUACAACCCCAUCGCCGGCGGCCUCUUCUCCGGCAAGAUGCGGUCCAAGGACAUGGUGCCGGAGAGCGGGCGCUUCUCGGACACGACGUCGACGGGGGCGCUGUACCGGCAGCGGUACUUUCGCGAGAGCACGUUUCGGUCGAUGCAGGUCAUCGAGGCGGCCGUGGACAAGCACGGGCUGAGCAUGAUUGAGACGGCGCUGCGAUGGAUGGUGCACCACUCCAAGCUGCAGAUCAAGAACGGCACCGACGGCAUCCUGAUUGGCGUGUCGAGCGUCGAGCAGCUCGAGGACAACCUCACCAACCUGGAAAAGGGGCCGCUGCCCGACGACGUGGUGCAGGCGCUGGACGAGGCGUGGGCUAUCUCCAAAGCCGACUCCGCCAACUACUGGCACGGAGAGCUGGAGUACGGGUACGACACGCGAGAGGCGCUGUUUGCAGGUAGCGGCGCCAAGUGA